AUGUCUCGGUCACGACAACCUCCCCUUGUGACAGGAAUCUCUCCAAAAGAAGGAAUUCCAUGGACCAAGGUCACAAUCAGAGGAGAGAACCUGGGAACUGGUCCAAAUGACCUCAUAGGUUUGACAAUUUGUGGACAUAAUUGCCUCCUGACUGCAGAAUGGAUGUCUGCAAGUAAAAUAGUGUGUCGAGUGGGACAAGCCAAAAAUGACAAAGGAGACAUCAUUGUGACAACCAAGUCAGGUGGCAAAGGAACCUCAACAGUCUCUUUCAAGCUACUGAAGCCUGAAAAAAUAGGUAUCUUGGAUCAAUCUGCUGUCUGGGUUGAUGAAAUAAAUUAUUAUGAUAUGCGCACGGAUAGGAAUAAAGGAAUUCCUCCUUUGUCCCUGCGUCCUGCUAAUCCGCUUGGGAUUGAGAUUGAAAAAAGUAAAUUUCCCCAGAAGAACUUAGAAAUGCUGUUCCAUGGAAUGAGUUCUGAUUUCACAAGUGAGAAUUUUUCAGCUGCCUGGUAUCUUAUAGAGAACCACUCAACCACCAGUUUCGAACAGCUCAAAAUGGCAGUCAAUAAUCUGAAGAAACAGGCUAACAAGAAGAAUGAAGGCAGUCUGGCAUAUGUGAAAGGAGGUCUUAGUACUUUCUUUGAAGCACAGGAUGCCCUCUCAGCUAUUCAUCAAAAACUGGAAGCAGAUGGAACAGAAAAAGUAGAAGGAUCCAUGACGCAGAAACUGGAGAAUGUUCUGAACAGAGCAAGUAAUACUGCAGAUACAUUAUUUCAAGAAGUAUUAGGUCGAAAGGACAAGGCUGAUUCCACUAGAAAUGCACUCAAUGUGCUCCAGCGAUUUAAGUUUCUUUUCAACCUUCCUCUAAAUAUUGAAAGGAAUAUUCUAAAGGGUGAUUAUGAUGUGGUUAUUAAUGAUUAUGAAAAGGCCAAGUCACUCUUUGGGAAAACGGAGGUGCAAGUUUUCAAGAAAUAUUAUGCUGAAGUAGAAACACGAAUUGAAGCUUUAAGAGAAUUACUUCUGGAUAAAUUGCUUGAGACACCAUCAACCUUACAUGAUCAAAAACGUUAUAUAAGGUACCUGUCUGACCUUCAUGCCCCUGGUGACCCUGCUUGGCAAUGUAUUGGAGCCCAGCACAAGUGGAUCCUUCAGCUCAUGCACAGUUGCAAAGAGGGCUAUAUAAAAGACCUGAAAGGUGGCCCAGGCCUGCACAGCCCCAUGUUGGAUCUCGAUAAUGAUAUGCGCUCCUCAGUGCUGGGUCAUCUUACUCAGACAGCAUCACUCAAGAGGGGAAGUAGCUUUCAGUCCCUUAGAGAUGAUACGUGGAGAUACAAAACUCCCCACCGGGUGGCGUUUGUUGAAAAACUGACCAAGCUUGUCUUAAGUCAGCUGCCUAACUUCUGGAAGCUCUGGAUUUCAUAUGUUAAUGGAAGCCUUUUCAGUGAGACUGCUGAAAAGUCAGGCCAGAUUGAAAGGUCAAAGAAUGUAAGGCAACGACAAAAUGAUUUUAAGAAAAUGAUUCAGGAACUAAUGCACUCUCUUGUGAAGCUGACCCGUGGCGCCUUGCUUCCGUUCACCAUCAGGGAUGCAGAUACGCGGCAGUAUGGAGGCUGGGAGGGGAAGUCUGGCCUCUCUGGGCAGUGGCUUGCACAUGCUGUCCAGACUGUAAGGCUUACUUAUGAAUCAUUGACUGCCUUGGAGAUCCCUAAUGACAUGUUACAGACCAUCCAAGAUCUUAUUCUGGAUCUCCGAGUACGCUGUGUGAUGGUCACACUGCAGCACACAGUGGAAGAAAUUAAGAGAUUAGCUGAAAAGGAAGACUGGAUUGUUGACACUGAAGGACUGACUUCUCUUCCCUGCCAGUUUGAGCAAUGCAUUGUACACUCCCUGCAGGCCUUGAAAGGAGUCCUGGAGUGCAAGCCCGGGGAAGCCAGCGUCUUUCAACAGCCUAAAACACAGGAAGAGGUUUGCCAACUAAGCAUCAAUAUCAUGCAGAUUUUUAUACACUGUCUGGAACAGCUGAGCACUAAGCCUGAUGCAGAUGUAGAUACCACACAUCUUUCUGUUGAUGUUUCUUCUCCUGAUUUGUUUGGAAGUAUCCAUGAAGACUUCAGUUUAACUUCUGAACAGCGGCUUUUGAUUGUCCUAAGUAAUUGCUGCUAUCUAGAACGUCACACCUUUUUAAAUAUAACAGAACAGUUUGAAAAGCACAGUUUCCAGGGAAUAGAGAAAAUAACACAGGUUAGCAUGGCCUCACUCAAAGAAUUAGACCAAAGACUGUUUGAAAAUUACAUUGAGUUGAAAGCAGAUCCUAUUGUUGGCUCCCUAGAGCCUGGGAUUUAUGCUGGGUGUUUUGAUUGGAAAGAUUGCCUACCUCCAACCGGUGUCAGAAACUAUUUAAAAGAAGCAUUGGUGAAUAUAAUUGCUGUGCACGCAGAGGUGUUCACUAUUUCCAAGGAAUUGGUGCCUCGGGUACUAUCCAGGGUGGUGGAAGCUGUUUCUGAAGAGCUGAGUCGACUGAUGCAAUGUGUUUCAUCAUUCAGCAAAAAUGGAGCAUUACAGGCAAGACUUGAAAUCUGUGCCUUAAGGGAUACUGUGGCCAUUUACCUGACACCUGAAAGCAAGUCUAGUUUUAAACAAGCUUUGGAAGUCCUGCCUCAACUCUCAAGUGGAGCAGAUAAAAAGUUACUGGAAGAACUUCUGAACAAGUUCAAGAGUAGUAUGCACUUGCAGCUCACCUGUUUCCAAGCUACUUCUUCAACCAUGAUGAAAACAUAA
Messenger RNA from Orycteropus afer afer, 2775 nucleotides. It is a transcript of the gene EXOC2, whose product is annotated as exocyst complex component 2. The transcript has 27 exons. NCBI's taxonomy places the organism in Eukaryota, Metazoa, Chordata, Mammalia, Tubulidentata, Orycteropodidae. Gene Ontology annotation, biological process: Golgi to plasma membrane transport; exocytosis. Gene Ontology annotation, cellular component: exocyst. The record is from RefSeq and is a predicted model, not a curated record. The coding region runs from base 1 to 2775 and encodes 924 amino acids.